Messenger RNA from Myotis brandtii (Brandt's bat), 421 nucleotides. RefSeq names its product syntaxin-binding protein 3-like. Gene Ontology annotation, biological process: vesicle-mediated transport. The record is from RefSeq and is a predicted model, not a curated record. NCBI's taxonomy places the organism in Eukaryota, Metazoa, Chordata, Mammalia, Chiroptera, Vespertilionidae. The coding region runs from base 59 to 406 and encodes 115 amino acids. The transcript has 3 exons.
UUUCAAUAAGGACCUGGCGCUGGGAACUGAUGCAGAAGGACAGAAGGUGAAGGAUUCCAUGCGAGUGCUCUUGCCAGUUCUGCUCAACAAAAACCACGACAAUUAUGAUAAAAUACGAGCAAUCCUGCUCUAUAUCUUCAGUAAUAAUGGAACAACGGAAGAAAAUUUGGAUAGGUUGAUCCAGAAUGUAAAGAUAGAAAAUGAGAGUGAUAUGAUUCGUAACUGGAGUUACCUUGGUGUCCCCAUUGUCCCCCCGUCUCCACAAGGCAAACCAUCAAGAAAGGAUCGGUCUGCAGAAGAAACUUUCCAACUCUCUCGAUGGACACCUUAUAUCAAAGAUAUUUUGGAGGUAAAAUUCACUAAAUUUUACUUAUACCUUGAAUGGCCUCCUGUAGAGCAUUCUUAACUGUCUGUAGUUUAU